This is a messenger RNA of Gossypium raimondii (Peruvian cotton), 2464 nucleotides long. Its product is annotated as zinc finger CCCH domain-containing protein 46. Gene Ontology annotation, molecular function: RNA binding; metal ion binding. Bases 422 to 2140 code for a protein of 572 amino acids. The record is from RefSeq and is a predicted model, not a curated record. The transcript has 9 exons. NCBI's taxonomy places the organism in Eukaryota, Viridiplantae, Streptophyta, Magnoliopsida, Malvales, Malvaceae.
UGCUACUUGAUUAGACAGGAAAGUGAGAGAAACGGAGCACCAAAACCCCAUUAGCUUUGACUGUCCAUUAUCAUUAUUAUUAUUAUUACAGCUCCCCCAUAACCCCCCCAAAAUACAAAGCAUCACCUCUGCACCUGCACCUGCACCAGCAGCAGCAGUGAAGAAAUCUAUGAUGCUUCCCACUGCUCUCUGCUCUUUUACUUACACCCUUCAAUGAAAACAUGGUGGUGGUUUAGCAGUAACUUUUGAAUGCUGAAAGAGAAGGAAAAAGAGGGUUUAUUAUGGUUCGUUCUCCUUUAGCUUCUCUGCAACUUGUUGAUGAUGUUUUACUUUAUCAAGAUACUGACUGGUACUAACUGGUGACAACUUGGUUGGUGUGGUGCUUGUAAUUCAGAACCAAGUUUUUUUUUUUCAUUUCAUCAUGGAUGGUUAUGAAGCAACUAGAAUUGUUUUCUCAAGAAUCCAAAGCUUAGAACCAGGAAAUGCUUCUAGAAUCAUGGGGUUACUUCUCAUUCAAGAUCAUGGUGAUAAAGAGAUGAUUCGUUUAGCUUUUGGUCCUGAAGCUUUACUUCACUCAGUGAUUCUGAAGGCCAAGAAGGAGCUUGGUCUUCCCAUCAACUCAUCUUCUUCAAGGCUCUUAGGGAGUAAUGGAGUUAAUCUUCCAUUUCUAUCAAUCCCUGCUACCAACCCUUCUUUUACUUUUACUGGUAUGGUUGAUGAGUUUCAACUUCAAGACCAACUAGCUGAUGCUUGUGGUGGUAACACUGACUCAAUUCGUUUUCCUUCAUAUUGGGGAAACACCUCUUUUCAAAGGAGCAAUAACACUAUGAAUGAUAUUUUAGGAGCUGAUGACCCUUCUUCAGCUUUUUUGUGGAGACCCUGUUUGUAUUUUGCUAGAGGGUUUUGUAAAAAUGGGAACAAUUGUAGGUUUGUCCAUAGUGGGGUUGGGGAGUCUGCUGCUGAAGGUGACACCAUUGUUGGGUCACCUAACAAGUUUGAAAUGAUGGACCAGUGCCAUGAGUUGCUUAGAUCUAAAUCAGCUAGGCAACAAAGGCUGGCUGCUGCUGCUGCUGCUGUUGGUGCUGCUCAGAUAAUGGGCUCUGGUUCUUUUCCAUACUCACCAAAGUCCAUCAAUUUAGUCCUUCAACAGCCCCAAAAUGAUGCUCAGAGGGCUGCUUUAAUGAUGGGUGAUGAUAUGAACAAGUUCAACCGUUCAAGUCCAGCUUCAAGGCAGAUAUACUUGACUUUCCCAGCUGACAGUACUUUCAGAGAAGAGGAUGUGUCAAAUUAUUUCAGCAUAUAUGGACCCGUUCAAGAUGUGAGGAUACCAUACCAACAAAAGAGAAUGUUUGGGUUUGUUACUUUUAUAUACCCUGAGACAGUGAAGAUGAUUUUAGCUAAAGGAAACCCGCAUUUCGUUUGCGAUUCUCGGGUUUUAGUGAAGCCAUACAAGGAGAAAGGGAAAAUCCCAGACGAGAAGCAACCACAACAACAGAUUGAAAAUGGAACCCUAACUGGUCUUGAUUCUAGAGAUCCAUUUGAUGUUCAACUUGGUACAAGGAUGUUUUACAAUAACCAAGACAUAUUACGGAGGAGAAAAUUGGGGGACCAAACUGAUCUGCAACAAGCCCUUGAGCUUCAAAAUAGAAGGUUGAUGAGUCUGCAACUCCUUGAUGUUAAGAAACACUCACCAAACCUUUACGGCCAGUCUCUUGUACUUCCACAAGAGAAUAGUUCUAGCCCUGUGCCGGCUACAUUGGUCACUGCUGCCGAGAAACAAACGAGUACUGGUAAAGAAACAGUCAGUUCUGAAGAGAAUGGUAGUGAGAAGGAGAGCCCUCAUUGUGAAGAUGGUAAUCUGCCAGAAAGUUUGGAGCAUAACCUUCCUGAUAGUCCGUUUGCGUCUCCUGGGAAAGCCUCUAAAGAGUACCUGUCUUUCAACAAUGCGGUCAUGGAGAAGGAUGGAACCAUCUCGGCUAACAAUAAUUGGAUUCCUUCAACCUUACUUCCUGCAAAUAAUGCAUUAGACAUGUCAUCCUUCAACUCCUUCAACUGCCAAAUCCCCAGGUUCUCAUCCGGACAAGGGACAAUCGGUAUGUACACAGGGACUGGCGGUCCGACUUGCCCCGUUGGAAUAUAGCUUCGGACAUCAUCAUCAUCAUCAUCAAAUAUUUAUAUUUUUACUCACUAGUUUACUACCAUACAAAAUGCAUACAUAAAAAGGCUAUGUUUCUCUUCUUGUAAUAUUGUUAUAAUCUUUGUUUUCAGUAGUCAAGUUUGGACCACAGUAAAAAAGCCAACAUAGAAGUAAAAAAAACAGAAGGAUCAUACUGUCAAAAUAUGUUGUAAAAACUGUAAUUUUCUGCCCGCAUGCAUAAUCCCAUUUUUGUACAGCUUCAAUGUAUAAGCAGGGAAAAACACCCAGAGGCAGAAAUGUUAAAUGCAAGUCAGCCAUUAGUGAAAA